AUGCAAGCGGUUCCAGGUUUUGUCAAUACCACCUCCACUGUCUUUAAUGCUACCACCACCAACACCACCGCUGUCAACGCAUCCCCCGCUGGUUCCACCUACACCACGGCAACCUACGAGUGUGCGCCGGGGUGUCGGCUGCGGCGGCUGGCGAACGGGGUGUGCGAUGCGGCAUGCAACACGCCCGUGUGCGCCUUUGAUGGCGGCGACUGCGCGUGUGUCGACCCGCUCUUUGGCCCCGGCAUCUGCCCCUGCCCCCCCGGCCACACCCGCCGCGACGACGGCUCAUGCUGUCUAUCCACGGCGGUGGGCACCGAUCUCAACUUCCCCUUCUCACUGCAGCGCUACGGCCCCAACUACACCGAGAGCAACUAUGUCUUUGCGGCUGAGAGGGGCUUUGCUGCCACACGCUACGUGUCUCGCCGCAACCGCUGCACCGCUCUUCACUCCCUCCCUUGGUCACAGCUGCACCACUCUUCUCUCCUCCAACCCCCCUUACUCCUCCCUGACCUCCCCCUUCCCGCCCCUCUUCUCCCCAGCCUGCUGCACCUGGCGGGGUGGUGCAGCAACGGCACAACCAGGGAGCCGUUUGGAGUGAACCCGCACUUCCUGCCCACAUCGGCCAUCUACGACAGCGCUGCCAGCGCCAACAUGAGCCAGCUCGACAACGACACCUUCGGCUUUAAACUGCAGUUCAAUCCUCAGGGCCUCCCCUACGGCUUCAUCUACCCCAUGAAGUCUCUCACGACAUACCCUUUGGUGUUUGGGAUUAAUCUCGAUAACGAGGCCGCCACAAGGCGUCUACAAUACUUGGUGGAUGGCAGCUACAUUGACAACGGCACGCGCAGCAUUGACGUUAGCUUUAUAACCUUCAACGUGUACACCGCACCGCAUGCCUCUCAAGGCGUGCUUCUUAAUGCACGCUCCUCACUCGCCUCCUUGAUGCCCCCCCGGUUGCCGGCAGGCGAGACGCUCACGUUUGUGCUGACAACUGUGAGGUGCACGUUGGAUGUGGGCGGCAGCAUGGCAGUGAGCUUCAAGUCGCAGCCAGCAGCCAUGGCGAUGUACGAUGCAUCGGCGGACAACAUCGCACGGCUGGUGCUGGAGGUGGUGUACCUGGUGGGGCUGCUCUGGAAUGUGUGUGGCGAGCUGCAGGAGAUGGCCGACCGCGCUGCCAUGGAUGGCUCUGUACUCAGCUACUUCAGCCUCGUUUGGAACUGGGUCGACAUGCUCUCUCUCUCGCUGCAAGUGGCUGCGGUUGUUAUCUGGGUGGUUCUAUGGCGGUACGUGAGCGCAUUUGACAUGCAGCCACGGUACGACAUCUACUACUCGCUGCUCGAGACGCCACGCUAUUGGGCCGUGCCCAACCCGCCCACGGGCUUCAUUAGGGCCACUCAGGCCUUCGCUGAUCUGCGCAACAUCAUCAACCUCCGCGCCGUCUACUUCGCCCUCCAGGGCAUCAAUGUCUUCUUCAUGAUGAUGCGCCUACUCAAGGUGAUGGACUUCCAGCCUUACCUUGGAGUCAUCACACGCUCCCUCAGCCUCGCCACGCCCUCGCUGCUGCACUUCUUCCUACUCUCCUUCACGGUCUUCUUCUGCUUCAGCAUGUACGCCUACCUCGUCUUUGGAGGCGCAAUGGAGCUGUUCUCCUCGGUCCUGGAGUCCAUGUUCUCGUUGUUCCUGCUGCUCAUCAACGACAACGGGUCGGCCUACUUCUUGCAGCGCCUGGAGUCGUGGGACCUCAUAUCGGCGAUGCUCUUCUUUCUCAUGUUCAUUGUCUUCAUGGUCUUCAUCCUCCUCAACUUCCUCAUCGCCAUCAUCGUCGAUGCCUUCAUGGACGUGAAGGAUAGCAACGUUGUCGCCACCUCCAUAGCCACUGACCUCGCCCAUAUCAUCAAGUACAAGUGGAACUGCUGGUGCGGCCGGUACUUGCCAUACCGCGUCAUUCUCGACCGCCUUCUGGACCUGGGGGUUAAGGACACCCGCAUUAAAGAGGAUCGGAUACGCCGCUUUAAGUCCAUCCAACGGCGGGUAGGCUUCAUGCUCUCCGGCACGCGAGGCAGCGCCGACAAGCCGGUGCACUUGGCCCGGUCUGAGAACCAACCCGCCUUCCCGUCGGCUGUCAGUUCUCGGGUGCGGCGGCAGCACGUGCUGACAGUGAGGGAGAAGCGCAUCGACGCCAUCUCGCUCGCCAUGAUCCUGCAGCGCCGCCACGACAAGGCGACAAAAAAGGUUCUUCAAUCAGCCGAUGCCAUGUCGGCCAAGGCGACUUUUUUCUCCCCGUCCUCGUGUGAGAGUGGCGCCAUGUGCGGGACUGCCCCCUGGACCGCGGACGAGGAGCAGCUGGAGCAGCUGUCGCAGGCGGUGGUGCUGCAGUGCGGCGAGGUGGUGAAGCAGGCCGCCCUGCCCGUCAAGAAGCCCAUGCAGAAGCUCAGCCUGGCGCACAUCAAGUCGCAAAAGCACCUGUGUCCCAUGCGUCCCAUCUCUCCCGAGUGCCAUGCAUGUGGUGAGCAGGAGGAGGUGGUGCGCGGCCUGCUGGCAGUGGAGGAGCUGAGGGGCGUGAUGGCAGACAUGCAGAGCAACAUGCUUGACCCGUGCCCCGUGUGUCCCCUCUCUCCCAUGAGGCAGUGGCUGACCAUCCUUGUCCCGUGUGUCCCCUCUCUUCGAUGUCCUGUGAGAGGGUGUGUGCGAGCAGGAGGAGGUGGUGCGCGGCCAUGA
Closterium sp. Yama58-4 is the source of this 2718-nucleotide messenger RNA. NCBI's taxonomy places the organism in Eukaryota, Viridiplantae, Streptophyta, Zygnematophyceae, Desmidiales, Closteriaceae. The record is from the annotation of a GenBank genome assembly.